AUGCUUUACAACAAUCCGGCUAAAUUUUAUAAGCGAUGCUCUUCAGAUCCCGAUUUUGCGCUGAUUCAAUGUUGUUUCACCUGUUUUGACAAAAAGAAAAAGGAGAGCGAAUCAAAUUACAAUAUAUUAGUUAGGAGACAUUUAGAAGAUCCAAUGAAAGCUACAUGCAUUGACAGACGAGGAGGGGAAUGGUGCCAAAGAAUGUUAAAAAAGGAGGGUUAUUGGCAAGACUCAAAAUAUAACGUCGUAAAUGGUUGCGGCGCAUUUCCAUCGGCUUUCCGAGAAUGUCGAAAUACCUGUGGCUACUGUUCCGCAAGCAUGCAAAUGACAACAGUAAAAUAUGAUUUCCGUCUAGCGACAAGUCCCAAACGAUGUGAUAUAAAAACGUAUUUUGCGCGUACCGAUGAUGAAGUUAUAAAAAGGAAUAUGAGAGUAAAAGAGUUCGAUCCUCUGUCGAUUCUAACAUGGAGGAAACCAAAGGAUACGGAUUACUUUGUUGUAGAAGAUCACAACUAUGACGAUUUACUGUAA
Messenger RNA from Caenorhabditis bovis, 531 nucleotides. The record is from the annotation of a GenBank genome assembly. Lineage: Eukaryota; Metazoa; Nematoda; Chromadorea; Rhabditida; Rhabditidae.